CGUCACAUGUGCUUGCCUGUGAUUGGAGGGUUUGCCCUCUCUUCCUUUCUCCCGGUUCCAACAUGGCGGCUGACUCUGUGUCUCUGUUCACGUCUAUCGGGCUCAGUGAGCAGAAGGCGAAGGAGACCCUGAAGAAUGAGGCGCUCAGCGCGUUACUGCGGGAGGCCGUGCUCCAGGCCCAGGCUGUGUUGGGACCGUCCAUCGACAAGGUCAUUGGCACCCUCAUUUACAAUGUGGCAACUCGCCUUAAGGAUACCAAAAGACUGGGGUUCCUUAUCGGAUACAUAAUCACGAAGAAAAUAUCCACAGAUCUGCAGCUAAACGCCGCCUUGGAAUAUGUGAAGGGCCAUCCCCUGGACCCCAUCGAUAUUGCUGAUUUUGAGAGAGAAUCUGGAGUCGGGGUUACAGUCACACCAGAGCAGAUAGAAGAAUCUGUUGAAGCGGUUAUCCAGAAAUAUAAAGAGCAGCUGUUGGCUGAGCGUUAUCGCUUUAAUAUGGGUCUUUUAAUGGGGGAGGCAAGGAACAGACUCAAAUGGGCUGAUGGGAAAAUAAUUAAGAAUGAAGUGGACAUGCAGGUUCUUCAUUUACUUGGCCCCAAGACAGAAGCCGAUCUGGAAAAGAAACCCAAGGUAGCGAAGCAGAAAGUUGUGGAGUCGGAGAAAAAAAAUAAUGCAGCUGUGAACUGUGAAGUGAAGCUAGAAUCUACGUCUCUGAUGGAGCAGUUGAGAGGAGAGGCUUUGAAAUUCCAUAAGCCUGGGGAAAAUUACAAGUCAGAAGGAUAUGUUGUAACCCCCAAAACAAUGGAUCUGCUGAAGAAACAUUUGGAGAUCACUGGUGGGCAGGUGAGAACAAGGUUUCCUCCAGAACCAAACGGCAUUCUACAUAUUGGUCACGCAAAAGCCAUCAAUUUCAACUUUGGCUACGCAAAGGCAAAUGGUGGCAUCUGUUUCCUUCGAUAUGAUGAUACCAACCCAGAAAAAGAGGAAGAGAAGUAUUUUACAGCGAUCAGAGAUAUGGUGGAAUGGCUAGGCUACAAGCCCUAUGCUGUGACACACGCCUCCGAUAACUUUGACCAGCUGUAUGAGUGGGCGGUGGAGCUGAUAAAAAGGGGCCAUGCAUAUGUCUGUCAUCAAAAAGUCGAUGAAAUUAAAGGGCACAAUCCCCCUCCAUCACCUUGGAGAGAUCGACCAAUUGAGGAAUCUUUGCUGCUCUUUGAGGGAAUGAAAAAGGGAAAAUUUGCUGAAGGAGAAGUCACACUCAGAAUGAAGUUGGUAAUGGAGGAUGGGAAAAUGGAUCCAGUUGCAUAUCGGAUAAAGUACACACCUCAUCACCGAACAGGAGACAAAUGGUGCAUUUAUCCCACAUACGAUUAUACUCAUUGCCUUUGUGAUUCCAUAGAGCAUAUCACGCAUUCUCUCUGCACCAAAGAGUUCCAGGCCAGGCGGUCAUCAUACUUCUGGCUAUGUAAUGCCCUGGACGUUUACUGCCCUGUGCAGUGGGAAUACGGCCGUCUGAACCUGCACUAUACAGUGGUGUCAAAAAGGAAGAUAAUUAAAUUGGUAGAAACGGGAGCCGUCAGGGACUGGGAUGAUCCUCGCCUAUUCACACUAACCGCCCUGAGACGAAGAGGAUUCCCACCCGAAGCCAUUAACAAUUUCUGUGCAAGGGUUGGUGUUACAGUUGCUCAGACAACAAUGGAGCCUCAUCUGCUGGAAUCGUGUGUCCGUGAGGUCCUGAAUGAUACAGCACCCAGGAUUAUGGCUGUGCUAGAACCCCUGAAAGUUACAAUCACCAACUUCCCUGGAGAUGAGGCAAUUGAUGUCAGAGUCCCAAACUUCCCAGCAGACGAGUCUAAAGGUUUCCACAGUGUGCCAUUCUCCUCCACGAUCUACAUUGAGACGACAGAUUUCAGAGAGGUGAUGGAGAAAGGAUAUAAGCGACUGACCCCAGACCAGUCAGUUGGCCUUAGACACGCCGGGUAUGUCAUCUCUGUACAGAACAUCAUAAAGGAUAGAAAUGGUGAAGUGGUAGAACUGGAGGUCACCUGCACAAAAUCAGAUGUGGCUGAAAAGCCCAAAGCUUUUAUCCACUGGGUGUCAAAACCACUCAUGUGUGAAGUACGUCUCUAUGACAGACUCUUCCUGCACAAGAGUCCUGAAGAUCCUUCUGAAGUUCCUGGUGGAUUUUUAAGUGAUUUAAACACUGACUCCCUGACCGUGAUCUCUGAUGCCCUGGUGGAUCAGUCUGUUAAGAGCUGCAAAGCCCUGGAUAAAUUCCAGUUUGAAAGAUUGGGGUAUUUUUCUGUGGAUCCAGACACCACUCAAGUCAAGAUUGUAUUUAAUAGGACUGUCACACUGAAGGAAGAUCCAGGGAAGGUGUAAAGCCUAUGUAACCAGUCUUGCCAAUACUAAACAAGAUGCUCAAGAAGGCUUUGCACAACAACCCAGAACAACCGCUUGCCUUAACUGAGAUGGGGAGGAGGCUUCAUCCAAAGACCAGUUGGUUUUUAUAACUGUAUGCAAUUGAAAAAUAAUAAAAAUGCUCUUAUUUAAUCCAGUCUCAAUCUAUAUGCUUCUGGCCAGUCAAUAUGUUGCUAUUCAAUUUUAUGCCUGUAGGAGGAGCCAUACAACCAUUAUAGGAAAGAUAUUCGGUAUUAUUUGUAUUUACAAGGGAUAUUGUUUGUAUUUACUAGGGAUACUGAAAAUUUAGGCUGAGUUUGGCUGAAAACUGAAAGCGAAAAUGCAUUGCCCUGCCCAUUUUUUAAUAGUUUUUGAA
Hyla sarda is the source of this 2775-nucleotide messenger RNA. It is a transcript of the gene QARS1, whose product is annotated as glutaminyl-tRNA synthetase 1. Lineage: Eukaryota; Metazoa; Chordata; Amphibia; Anura; Hylidae. The record is from RefSeq and is a predicted model, not a curated record. Gene Ontology annotation, molecular function: ATP binding; glutamine-tRNA ligase activity. Gene Ontology annotation, cellular component: aminoacyl-tRNA synthetase multienzyme complex; cytosol; cytoplasm. Gene Ontology annotation, biological process: translation; glutaminyl-tRNA aminoacylation. The coding region runs from base 63 to 2381 and encodes 772 amino acids. The transcript is spliced from 24 exons.